Molecule: messenger RNA, 369 nt
Organism: Apiotrichum porosum
Lineage: Eukaryota; Fungi; Basidiomycota; Tremellomycetes; Trichosporonales; Trichosporonaceae
Exons: 2
Coding region: 1-369 (122 amino acids)
Source: RefSeq, a predicted model, not a curated record
AUGAAGCGCGAGCCGUCUAUUGAGUCACAGGGCAACCCUCCAUCGUCUCCAUCCCACUCGUCCCCGGCUUCCGGCUCGUAUGUGCCUUCGCCGGCUGCCAAGUCGCCACCGAAGAAACGUGCCAAAGUCAAGACCGAGACCAAGCCGAACGUUGCCACUUCCUCCCGCAGGGCGAGGGAUACCUGGACCACCGACAAGUGCGCGGAGCUCAUUGAGCUGGUGAUCACCGAGGGUCUGAAGAAGGGUGACGUCGAUGGAAUCGCCGCUACGCUCGGCGUCACUCGCAAGCAAGUCACCGACCAGCUGUGCCCUAACCGCUCCAACCUUCGUGCGACCACUAUCAGGGCUGUUCGUGCUGCUAAGCGGUAG